This is a messenger RNA of Leguminivora glycinivorella, 618 nucleotides long. It is a transcript of the gene CPR7, whose product is annotated as pupal cuticle protein 20-like. NCBI's taxonomy places the organism in Eukaryota, Metazoa, Arthropoda, Insecta, Lepidoptera, Tortricidae. Gene Ontology annotation, molecular function: structural constituent of chitin-based larval cuticle. Gene Ontology annotation, cellular component: chitin-based extracellular matrix. The record is from RefSeq and is a predicted model, not a curated record. The coding region runs from base 49 to 477 and encodes 142 amino acids. The transcript is spliced from 4 exons.
GAGAUUGUAUUCCGACUCGGAACACAAUAGCAUCACGUACCCCGCAACAUGAAACUGGUCCUCAUAUUAGCUGUGGUGGCUUCAGCGUCGGCGGCGCGCCUCGACCACCUUACGGGCGGCGCCAGCAUCGGCGAAGCCACGCGUUUUGAGAAUGUCAACGAUGGCGCCGGCAACUACCACUUCAGCUACGAGACCCCGAAUGGCAUCAGCGCGCGCGAGAGCGGGGCCCCGCGUGCGGCGGGGCCCGAGGGCCCGGCGGUGACGGCCGAGGGGGCCUUCUCGUUCCGCACGCCGGACGGCCAGCAGGUGUCGCUGACGUACACGGCUGAUGAGAACGGCUUCCACCCUGUGGGCUCGCAUCUGCCUACCCCACCGCCUAUUCCGGAGGCGAUUCUUAAAGCGCUGGAAUUUAACAGGCAGAAUCCUUCUUCGGAUGAUGGUUCUUACAAUGGGGGUCGAAACUCUUUCCGUUUUUAAACCCUAACCUUGGAUCUUCAAGCAAUGAUGCGUGCAGCGUGUGACCUCAUAAUAUGCAUGGACUGUGAUAACGAAAUAUUUAUAUUGUAGUUUUGUAAGUAACUUAAAGCAAAUGAACAAAUAAACCGCAGUUUUACAUAA